Messenger RNA from Salvelinus namaycush (lake trout), 5095 nucleotides. Its product is annotated as delta-1-pyrroline-5-carboxylate synthase-like. Gene Ontology annotation, cellular component: mitochondrion. Gene Ontology annotation, molecular function: glutamate-5-semialdehyde dehydrogenase (NADP+) activity; ATP binding; glutamate 5-kinase activity. The transcript has 17 exons. The record is from RefSeq and is a predicted model, not a curated record. NCBI's taxonomy places the organism in Eukaryota, Metazoa, Chordata, Actinopteri, Salmoniformes, Salmonidae. Bases 1830 to 3938 code for a protein of 702 amino acids.
UGCCUCCCCCCCAACUGUAAUGUUUUCCCUCUCACCGGCUUGAAAGAGAAGAGAACCGAAAACACCUGUAAUUUCAAUGAACUAAAUCACUGCGCGCGUACUGUAACGUGUGUUGUGGCGGGUGAAGUUUUGCAAGAAUUUGAACGAAUUCUGGUGGUGAGUGAGUGAACGCACACAUAGCCACCUGACCUGUAUAGUAAGUAACGUUAGCUAGCUAGCUAACGGUAGCUGCUUAUGCUGGAACAGCCAUGUAGUGGUGCCGGAGCCUCUGCUGCCCGAGCAUGAUACAGAUCAGUCUGUCUUGGGCUACUCAGUGACAAGUUGUUGACAAUGACAGCUUUGAGUGGGUGAUAUGUUUUGUUUGAACUAUCAUCUGUCAUUCUUGAGAAGAGACCGACAUGAGUUACUCUGCCUUUUUCCCCCAAUAAGGGGCACAUAAUAAGUGAUCCUGCAAGGGGCAGGGAUAGUUUCAUCACCAACAUAAAAAAGCAUACGAAAGGAGGAGUUUCUGUGAUUUAGACUGGCUUCAGCUCUCCUAUUGGUUGAGGGCAGGCCUUGUUUAUACUGUAUGGAAUGUGGUAUAGAAAGGUUGGAGAGUAGUCCUUUUUUAAACGAGAUGGGCUUGAUAGACGUGGCUGCAUAACAGACAAACAGGACUUGGAGGAUAAUCAAGUAUUACUCUGUUGGAAGUGCGGGUCAGUUGACCAUGCUGCUACAGAGGCUGUCUCUGUGUGCUGGGCACCAUCAAAGCACCAUCAUCUGCCCUCGUCUUGCUAAACCACUGACACAAGGCAAGUGGGACUGGCAAACAUGCAUACAUUCACAUACCCACACACACAUAGUACAGGCCUACAUGCAUACAUACAGUAGGCUACACCAGUCAUUGAGGAGCGGUAUAGAUAUCUAUGUAGGAUACAUUUAGAAAAUAGUAGGCUAUUAUUCCAGUGAUUUUCAAUAGUUUCUGUAGCUUGAGAUUUUAGUAAUGUCAUGAUAACUGCAUAGCAUAUGUAAGUCUUAAUAUGGGACCACAAGCCAGUGAUGUAUUUGUUUGGUUUCUUCCCUCAAGCAAGAAGGAUAGCCUAGUUCCCUAAAUUGAUCAAGUCCUAAUCGUUUAAUGCUAUCAUCUUGCAUACCUGUGCAUACUUGUUUAUCCUCCUGGUGCAGGAUAAACAAGAUUGAUUGCAUCAAGAUAAUGGAGGCCUAUCCCUUUCUGGCCAUCCUCUCUCUUUGUUUCUGUUACCCCAGACUUUGACUCUCACACUCACUCACGCACGCGGUUGACUGCACUUUAGUGGAGAGAUGUGUGCAGUCAGCGAUGGCUUUGCCGGUUGCCGUGCUGAUGUGGCCGUUUGCACCCUGCGUUUUUCAUCUCCGUGGAUACCAGGGAAUUUAGGAGGGGGGUGAGGGGGACCCGGCUGCUCUGUUUGUCUAACGCUUUAUAUAAUCAAUGAUGGAACAAAACCGAACCCGGCACACACACACUUACCACACGAUCUUACUGGUAGGAGAUGUACUGAUGUGUGUGUGCGCAAAUGCUGGUUAGGCACAGUGUUUAUGAACAUUGCCUCAAGUUAACCAAGGGAGGCAAUAAGGAUACAUUUUAUUAAGCGCUCGACCAGUGCUUCAGAUUGGCACCACCAUAAGGCAGGGUAGUAACUUGUAUUCUUUCAGUGUCCCUUGCGCGUGCCAACGGAAACUCCUUUGCUCAUCGUGGGGAGCUCCGCCAGGCCAAGAGGAUUGUGGUCAAACUGGGAAGCGCCGUGGUAACCCGGGGUGACGAGUGCGGCCUGGCGCUGGGCAGGCUGGCCUCCGUUGUGGAGCAGGUGGCCAUGCUACAGAACCAGGGCAGAGAGAUGAUGAUCGUCACCAGCGGGGCGGUGGCCUUCGGCAAGCAGAGACUGAGGCACGAGAUCCUGCUGUCCCAGAGUGUCAGACAGGCCCUGCACUCUGGACAGAACCAGCUCAAAGACAUGUCAGUACCAGUUCUGGAGGCUCGGGCCUGUGCGGCAGCCGGACAGAGUGGCCUAAUGGCCCUGUAUGAGGCCAUGUUCACGCAGUACAGCACAUGCACUGCACAGGUCCUGGUCACCAACUUGGACUUCCACGACGACCAGAAGCGGCAGAACCUAAACAGCACAUUGCAGGAGCUGCUCCGCAUGAACAUUGUGCCAAUCAUCAACACCAACGAUGCCGUGGUGCCCCCGCCCGAGCCCAACAGCGACCUCCAGGGGGUAAACGUCAUCAGUAUAAAGGACAAUGACAGUCUGGCUGCACGCCUGGCUGUGGAGAUGAAGGCAGACCUGCUCAUCGCUCUCUCUGACGUAGAAGGACUGUACGACAGCCCUCCUGGAUCGGAUGACGCCAAACUCAUUGACAUCUUCUACCCUGGCGACCAGCAGUCGAUCACCUAUGGGGCAAAAUCCAGGGUGGGUUUAGGAGGCAUGGAGGCAAAGGUAAAGGCUGCCCUGUGGGCCUUACAGGGGGGCACGUCAGUGGUCAUCGCCAACGGCACCCACCCCAAGGUGACGGGCCACGUGAUCACUGACAUCGUGGAGGGCAAGAAAGUGGGCACCUUCUUCUCCGAGGUCAAACCUGCCGGCCCCACCGUGGAGCAGCAGACUGAGAUGGCCCGGAACUCCGGCAGAACCCUGGCAGCCCUGCACCCGGACCAGAGAGGCGCGAUCAUCUGUCACCUGGCAGACCUGCUGGUUGAGAAGAAGGAGGAGAUCCUUGCUGCCAACAAGACGGACAUGGACCUAGCAGCCAAUGCGGGCCAGUUGUCGUCAGCCCUGCUCAAUCGUCUGAGCCUUUCCCCGGCCAAGCUGAAUAGCCUGGCUAUAGGGCUGAGACAGAUAGCCGUGGCCUCUCAGGACAGCGUGGGCAGAGUGCUGCGUAGGACCAGGGUAGCCCACAACUUAGAGCUGGAGCAGAUCACUGUGCCCAUAGGAGUACUGCUGGUCAUCUUCGAGGCCCGCCCGGACUGCUUACCGCAGGUAUCAGCUCUAGCCAUAGCCAGCGGUAAUGCUCUGCUGGCAAAGGGGGGUAAGGAAGCAGCCAACACCAACCGCGUCUUACAUGAGCUGACCCAGGAAGCACUGGACAUCCACGGGGUCAAAGAGGCUGUACAGCUGGUGAGUACCCGUGAGGAGGUGGAGGACCUGUGUAGACUAGAUAAGAUGAUAGACCUGAUCAUCCCGCGAGGCUCGUCUCAGCUGGUCAGGAACAUCCAGAGAGCAGCCAAGAGCAUCCCAGUGCUGGGCCACAGUGAGGGCAUCUGCCACGUCUACGUCGACUCGGAGGCCGCCAUCGACAAGGUCAUCAAGAUCGUCAGAGACUCUAAAUGUGACUACCCUGCGGCCUGCAAUGCUAUGGAAACACUGUUGAUGCACAGGGAUAUCCUCAGGACCACUCUGUUUGACCAGAUCAUAGACAUGCUCCGCACCGAACGGGUAAAGAUCCACGCUGGCCCCAGGUUCGCCUCCUACCUGACCUUUAGCCCAUCGGAGGUCAAGUCUCUGAGGACAGAAUACGGGGAUCUGGAGUGCUGCAUCGAGGUGGUGGACAGCAUGCAGGAGGCUAUAGACCAUAUCCACAGAUAUGGCAGCUCCCACACCGACGUCAUUGUUACUGAAAACGAGGACACAGCGGAGCAGUUCCUGCAGCAGCUGGACAGUGCUUGUGUGUUUUGGAAUGCCAGUUCACGAUUCGCAGAUGGAUACCGCUUCGGAUUGGGUGCUGAGGUGGGCAUCAGUACAGCUCGUAUCCAUGCCCGGGGCCCCGUGGGCCUUGAGGGUCUCCUCACCACCAAGUGGGUUCUGAGAGGAGACGGUCACACCGCAGCAGACUUUUCUGAACACGGCACCUUGAAGUACCUCCACGAGAACCUACCAGUCACACAGCCACAGCCAAGACAGAUGGUUGCCCAGCGUGAGGACUGACAGAGGACCUCCAAAUAAGAGACACGCUCAACCACUUCCUCAAGAGCAAAGCUAUCCCCUGGUACCAAAAAAACACUCCCAUUGUCUUAUUCAUUCACUCUGGAUCAGAGUUUACAUCGAUUUUUAAUUCUACCUCGGCUCUCAAAAGUUUAACUGCGGUGUUUACCUCACUCAGUAUUCCAGUCCCUGCUUGUUCAUGGGCCCUGCCUGUGACCAAGCAGUGAAUACACUCAUUAUUGGUAACAUUGACCCUGUUGGACUGUAGAAGGUCUCACAUCCUUGGUUCAGGCUUUAAUUGGUCUAGAAGAUAUUAUACGCAAUAGGGAUGAGUUAUACGCUCUCCAGGACGCACACCUAAUGGGAAUUGUUGCUCAAGAUAGUUUACAUCAGCGUUAUUAUCACUAUCAAGAGGUUUCCCCCUUGGUUUUAGUUCCUUUUGAUUGGUCUGUUGUGCUGUACACUUAUGAAUGGCUGCUCAAUCAGGUCCGACCCUUACCCUGAAAGUAUUGAUUUGGUCUCACACAAGAGACUAUAUCGUUUACAUUUACUCUAAUUAGAAGUGAUACAAGUGCACAACCAAACCAGUUUUUAUGCUAGGUUUACGGCUAAACCUAAUUUGGGGAAGGUACUGAUGUGUCAUUUUAUAUAGUGCUUGAAGUAUAGGUCUUCAUGGCCAAAAUUUUUAUGAAUUGCUAUUAACACUACUACUGCAAUCCUUAUUUAUAUGCGGUUAAAUGACUAGUGAUGAACCACUGGAUAAACAAUAUUUAAGUCUUAAAUGUCUUUUGUCAUAACAAUAUGAGAUUGAUGAAUAAGAAAUUGACCCGAUCUGAUUCGUAAGCCUUCAAGUUAGAUUUUAUAUAUAAGACUUUAUGUUCUUCUUUUGAAUGCAAAUGAUUUACUCUCCUGCUUUUGCUUUUUUUCAUGCCGUCUAUUAAUGUGGAAUUUACAGUGCCCAGAGCCUCUGUCAAACACAAGAGCAGUAAUUGACAAGCUGCUUCCCAUCUCAUCCAAGGGACUACUGCCUUAAGAUACAGUGCCGCUGUAACAUUCCAGCCUAUGAGCUUUAUAUCUGAUGUCAAGUAACGCACUCUACAGAUCAGUUCAGGUUUUUUGUAAUUCAUAGACCGUCUUGUAGAAUAAAACUUUUUGUUGAA